Seminavis robusta is the source of this 13731-nucleotide messenger RNA. NCBI's taxonomy places the organism in Eukaryota, Bacillariophyta, Bacillariophyceae, Naviculales, Naviculaceae. The record is from the annotation of a GenBank genome assembly.
AUGAGUUGGUUUGGAUGGGUCGAAGAAGCCCCUGCCCCGGCGCCUGAACCCGAACCUGAGAUUGAAAAGAGAGAUGAGGGUUCUUGGUUUGAUUGGAUGGGCGGUGGUGACGAAGACGCUGCCAAGAAACAAAAAGAGACGGACUAUGAAAUUCGUCGUUUGAUUCAAAAUGAAGACCAGGAAGAUGCCUCCACUCGAGAGGGCACCGAAUCCCUCCUAAAUGCCAUGUACAAACCAGAAGAUGUAGCCCGUGUGCGAGCCGAAAUCAAGGCGGAAAAGAAAUCUUCACUGGGGGAAAUAGAAGAAUCGUCGGGUGAAAACGAUGAUGAAAUCAAACGAUUACUCAACAAUGGUACGGCCAUACGCGUAGUGGAACAAAUGUAUGACAAGGCCGAUGUCCAACGGAUCCAUCGAAUGCUCAAUCCAGAGGCAGCCAAAGAAGAGCCCAAAAAGGAAGAACCCAAAAAGGAAGAACCAGCUGAGCCUGUCACGACAACAGCACCAGCUGCCAAAACACCAGUACAUCAACAACAUGCUCAAGACGACGUGAAUGCGGGAUUGCCUCCCGAGAUUGCCAAGGGAAAUGCCGACUCGGUCGAUCAUGAUACUCUCUAUGGACCCCGCGAUUCUCCUGUUCCAACCGACGAGAAGAAAAAGGAUAGAAAAAAGUUCGUCCCCAAAGCAGAACGCCUCAAAACCCUCGAGGCCAGUUGCGAAGAACAGGACAUUCAGCUCCAGCGCACACUGGGGGAAAUGGAAGUCAUGAAUUGCGAAAAGCGAGCCCUCGAACGACAAUUGAGAUUAGUGGAUGACGAGUUGAGGGACAUUUACAAUCAGCUGGAAGAGCACGACAAGUACCAACCCUCCAAACCGUUUUAUGCCAGCAGUGCCGCGGAUCAGGCCAAGGACAACUUGAUUCAAGAUUUGGAACGGAGACUGCGCAAGGCGUUGAACGGAGACACUGACGACACGGAUGCUGUUGUUGUGGAUGUUUCAGUUUCCAAACAAGUGCACGAUGCUUCCCAAACCAGAGUUGCCGAGUUGGAAAAGGAACUCCAAAAGACCAAAACCGCCCUCGACAAGGAAAAGCAACAACUCCAACAGACCAAAUCAGCACGCGACAAGGAACAGCAAGAACUGCAACAAGCCAAACAGACGCUUGAGAAGGAACAGCAAGAACUUCAAAAGACAAAGAAGGCAUUGGAUAGAGAACAGCAGGAACGGGAUGGACUGCUGGAGAAAAUCAAUCAACUCAAAGUCAAAGAAUCCAACUACAAGAGUCAGCUUAAGGAGCAAAGACGACAACGAGACAGUAUCAUGGUCGAAACGGGACCCGAACUGGAACGCUUGCAGGCAUUCGAAAAGGAAGCUACAGAAUCACGGGAUGCUCUGGAAACCAAACUGAAGACGGUACAAGCCGACGCGGAUGAACUACGACAAUCUGUCUCCAGUUUGCAAGAGGAGAACAAAUCUUUAAAGAUGGAUAAUGCUACCCUCAAGCAAGCCAAAAUUGAACUCGAGAGCAAAAACUCCACCUUGGAAUCCACUGUGGCUUCCACGGAGGCCGAACUGAGAAAGGUCAAGGAAGAGUUGGCGGAGUUGUUUUCCAAUCGCCACCAGCAAGUGGAAACGUCGCAGACGGCACUGCAGGAUAUGAACGAGAAAAUGUACAAGCUUGAAGCUGAGCAUUCCGGACUGCAAACUGCCGUUAUGAUGAAGGAAGAACAGUUGAUGGAAACCCAGCAAAAGUUGUCGCGAUUCGAGGCAAAUCAAACCAAUCUGCAAUCCUCCAAUAUCGCCCUACUAGAACAAGUGUCGGAAGCGCAGGAUAAGCUGUCGGCUUUGGAAGCCCAACACGCCGAACUGCAAAAGACCAAAGCAACACUGGAAGAAACCAACACCAGUUUUGAUGCCGUCAUUGCCGAACUUCAAACGACCAAGGCACAAUCUGAUGAAGAUCUGGAAAAGGCCAAUCAACAGAUUUCCGAACUGUCAGAUAAAGCAGCCGGGCUUCAAGCCUCCAAAGAGCACUCCGAUGACUGCCUUGAAAAGGCAAACGAGCGUGUAACAUCGCUGGAAGCCGAGCUUCAAACUACCAAAGAUCAAGCAGACGAAAGUCUUAAAGAAGCCAAGGAACAAAUCGCGGCUCUCGAAUCUCAAGCUUCCGAGCUUCAAUCCACCCAAGAUGCAGCGACGGAAGCCACUGAAACUGUGAAGUUCCUCGAAGUUCAAUUGUCAGACCUCCAAAACUCCAAAACUUUCAAAGAAGAACGGCUGCAAGAAGCCGAAACCAAGGCAGCCAGUCUCGAAUCUGAACUCUCCGAACUUCAAUCUUCCCUAUCGAACGCAACUGACAAAAUAUCUUCCCUGGAAUCCGAAAUAUCCGACCUUCAAACUUCCAAAGCAACACUUGAAGAACAACUCCAGGAAGCAACCGGCAAACUCUCCAGCCUUGAAGAACAAGGCUCUGCGGACCUUCAGACGGCCAAAGACAGCAUUUCCUCUUUGGAAUCCCAAAUCUCCGACCUCCAAGCUUCCAAAGCAGCAAUCGAGGAACAGCUCCAAGAAGCAACGGCCAAACUUUCCUUUCUGGAGGAGCAAGGCUCCGCAGACCUUCAGGCGACUGAGGCGGCUCUUUCUGAUGCCAAGGAGAACAUAACGUUCCUGGAAACCCAGCUGACCGAACUUCAAACGACCAAAGUAUCCACAGAGGAACGGCUCCAAGAAGCAACAUCCAAGCUAUCCAGCCUGGAAGCUGAGAGCGCCGCCAAUCUUAGCGCGUCUGAAAACGCCAAGAAGGAUGCAAGCGAGAAAGUUGCCAGCCUGGAGGCAGCAAUAUCAGUACUUGAAUCAUCCAAGCAGGCGUUGGAACAGCAGCUUCAAGAGGCAUCCGACAAGAUAUCCACCCUGGAAACCGAGUCUUCUACUGGCCUAUUGGCUGUCCAAAAGUCCUUCGACGAAGCCAACGAACAAGUAUCAUCCCUUGAAGCCAAACUGGCAGAGGCGCAGGAAACCCAUUCAACUCACCUGGAGGAAGUUAAGGCCAAGAUAGCCGAACUGGAAACUGAACGAGACAAUCUGCAAGCAGGUAACGACGCAGUUGAGGAGCAACUUCGGGACGCUCAAGAGAAGCAGGCAACAGUUCAACAGGAGCUCAAAGAUGCAGAGGAGAAACUGUUGGGCCUUGAAGCAGCAGAGCAAGAAUUGAGGGAGACAAAGGAUAAAAUAUCAGCUCUGGAAGCCGCCGAGGAAGCGUCACGCGAAGCAAGUGAGAAGCUAGCAGCGUUGGAUACAGCUCAUUCCGAACUCCAGGAAUCGAAAGCGAGAGUGGAAGACGAGCUCAAGGAUGCGUCUGAAAGAGUCGUUGCGCUGGAAAGCGAGCUCCAGGCUGCCAAGGAUGCUCGCAAGGAAGUCGAAGAUGAAAAGGAGGAUUUGGAGAUCAUUUUAGAAGAAGCCGACACCGCAGCGAAGAGAUUGCGUCAAGACAUCACAACUGUGGAAGAAGAGGUCGUGAACCUCAAAGAAGAAAAGGCUUCACUUGAAACGGAACUUACUGGACUGAAGGAAACAGUUGCCAGCAGUGACGAGCAAGUCCAAGAAAAGAUAGCUUCGUUGGAAGCAGACGCGCAAGCCAUGCAGAAAGAGCGCGACGAUGCCAUUGCAUCUUUGGGUACCCAGGAAGCCACCAUUGAAGACAAACAAGCCACAAUUAUAUCUCUGGAAGAAUCUGUGUCACAGAAAGAAAAAGAUCUGCUAGAAAAGGUCGAAACAGCGAGAAACUUGGAACAAGAGCUUACGACACUGCUUGCCUGUCACGAAGACGCGCAGCGUGAGCUGAAAGUGUCUGCAGAGAUGAUAACGACCUUGGAAGCUACCUUAGCAAGCACCGAAGAGGAGAAGAGGUUGGUUAUGGAGUCGAAGGAAAGCCUUGAGGAAGCAUUGAAAGAAAAGGACUCGUCCGCCGAACUUCUUCAGGGAACACUGUCUGAGCUCGAAAAAGCUCGGGAAUCCCUGGCGGAGAAACUUGCUGGUACCGAAACGGAGAUGUCUAGUCUGCAGCAACGUGGUGCUGACAUGGAAGCCGAGCUGAACAAGGCAAAUGGCGACAUAUCAGAACUCAAGGGAAACCUGGAAGCCGCAGAGAACAGGGCCACGGAGGCAAACAACGCAAAUGCAGCUCUUGAAAAAAUUCUUGGGGAGUUGGAAGAGGCAAAACAGAUGCAACAAAAUGAAAUUGAAACCAUUGGAGCCGAGCUAGAGGAGUUCAAGUCUUUCUCAGAAUCUCAAUAUGCUCAAGUGAGGGAAACUGGUGACAAGCUGAAUGAUGCCAAGAUGCAAGUCGAAAAGCUUCAAGAGGAUAUUGUUGAGGCAGACAAGGAGAAGGACAAUCUGAACACCUUGCUAAGGGAGAAAGAGGCAGCCAGUACAGAUCUCCAGGCAAAGAUCAGUGAACUUGAAGGAACACUGAAGGGUGUGGAGCAGGACAAGAAGUUGCUGGAGGAUUCCAUUGUCCAGCUGCAGGCAGCUGAGAGCCAAAGCAAGGAGAGAUCCAUUAUGGCAGACGAGAAACUUUCCUCCCUUGACAGUGAGCUUAUCAAAGCCAGGGCUGAGGUUGCUGAGGCCCAAGAAACCACAGAGACCCUCCAAUCUAGCCUAAAAGAAUCCGGUGAAAGAGAAGACACAUUGAAAGAACAGAUUGCCAGCCUCAGUGAAAUGUUGGAUCUAGCCAAAAGCUCGCAUCAGGAGGAGUUGUCACAGUUGCAUCAUGCUUUGAACGAGAAAGCGAACCAGGUAGCUGAGAGUGAUACCAAGCUGGCAUCUCUAGAAGCAGAGUUGUUGGAUACUCACAGCAAAGUCCAAGAAGCCGUUGAAUCCAAGGCAAUGCUAGAAGUCAGACUGGGUGAAUCUGGAUCAGCAGUGGAAGCCAUGCAGCUUCAGGUCUCCGCUCUGAAAGAGGCCCAAGAAGCUAUGGAACUGACCAAGAGUUCUUUUGAAGAAGAAACAGAACAGCUGAAGACUACUCUCAAUGAGAAAAUUAGCACAUUGGCUGAGGCUGAAUCCAAGGUAGCCACAUUGGAAGCUGAAUUGAUGGAGGCAACAAGUGAAACCAAACAGUUCAUCGAGUCAAAGUCGGCACUGGAAGCUAGCCUUGCUGAUUCACUUUCUGUUGCUGAAGCUUUGCAGUUGGAGUUAUCGGCAUUGAAGGCAGCCCAACAAGCAGCAGAAGGAGCCAGAACUAGCCUUGUGGAACAGAUGUCACAGUUGAAACAGUCUGUGGAAGAGAAAAACAGAUCAUUGUCUGACAAUGAAGCCAGGGUAGCCUCUUUAGAGUCUGAGCUACUUGAGGCUCAAAAGGAAGUCAAAGCACUGGUGGAUUCCAAGAAUGCUCUAGAAAGUGCAAUUGGUGAAUUGGAGGGGGAAAUGCAGGUCCAGCAAAGCGAGAAUGAAUCCCUCAGAGUUGAGCUAGAUGAGUUCAAGUCCAUCACAGAAGGUCAAUAUGCUCAAAUAAAUGAAGUUAAUGGCAAGCUGAGUGAUGCCCUGAAUCAAGUGGGAAAGAUGCAGGAGGAUAUUGAUCAGGCUGUGAAGGAGAAGGAGAAUCGCAAUGCAGAGCUGGAAGAAAAGGAGGCAGUCUUCACGGACUUAAAGGCAAAGAUCACUGACCUUGAAAGGAGUCUGGAUGGUGCGGAGCAGGACAAGAAGUUGCUGGAGGAUUCCAUUGCCCAGCUGCAGGAAGCUGAGAGCCACAACAAAAGGAGAUCAAUUGUGGCUGAUGAGAAACUUUCAUCACUGGAUAGUGAACUUAUUCAAGCCAGGGCCGAAGCAACUGAGGCCCAAGAAACUGUGGAGACACUGCAGGCCAGUCUGAAAGAAUCAAGUGCAGUAUCAGAAUCAUUGAGAGGAGAGAUCACAAGCCUUAGUGAAGCAUUGAACAUGGCACAGGCUUCCCACCAAAAGGUGUCACAGUUGCUGGACGAGAAAGAAAAUCAAGUAGCGGAGAGCGCCACAAAGUUGGCAUCUCUAGAAGAAGAGAUGUCAAAUGCCCACAUCAAAGUUCAAGAAGCUAUUGAGUCUAAGGCAACCCUUGAAGCCAAGCUGGGUGAAUAUAAAUCAGCAGCAGACGCCAUGGAGCUUGAGGUGUCCGCACUGAAAGAAUCGCAGCACGAGUUGGAAGAUGGCAAGAGUAGACUUGAAGAGGAGAUAAAACAGCUGAAUGCAACUCUGGAUGAGAAAAUGAGUGCAUUGGCUGAGAGUGAAUCCAACGUGGCCACACUAGAAGCUGAACUGCUUGAAGCAGAUGGUCAAAUCCAACAAUCCAUUGAGUCCAAGGCAGCACUGGAAGCAAACCUUGCAGAUUCACGUUCUGCUGCUGAAGCUUUAGUGCAGGAAGUGUCUGCAUUGAAGGAAGCUCAGCGAGCGACAGAAGAGGCCAGAACUAGCCUUGUGGAAGAGCUGUCACAAUUGAAACAGUCUCUGGAAGCUAAAGCAGGAUCAUUGUCUGACGUUGUGGCCUCUUUAGAAUCUCAGCUACUUGAGGCCCAAAAUGAAGUCAAAACACUCCUGGCUUCCAAGAACUCUAUGGAAGGCAUCAUACAGGACUUGCAGGAGGCAGACCAGGUCCAACAAAGGGAGAAUGAAUCCCUCAGAGCCGAGCUAGAUGAGUUCAAGUCCACCUCGGAAGCUCAACAUGCUCAACUAAAAGAAGCUAAUGGCAAGCUGAAUGAUACUGUCAAGGAAGUUGAAAAGCUUAAAGAGGAAAUUGAUCAGGCAGUGAAGGUGAAGGACAACCUCAACACACUGCUUGAAGAAAAAGAGGUAGUCAGCAGGAGUCUUCAGGUGAAAAUCAGUGAGCUUGAGGAAAAACUGGAGGGUGUGGAACAGGAAAAGAAGGGACUGGAGGAUUCCAUCUCCCGGCUGCAGGAAGUUGAGAGCCACAGCAAAGAGAGAUCAUUUUUUGCUGAUGAGAAACUGUCUUCCGUUGACAGUGAUCUUGGACGAGAUAUAGCUGAGGCAACUGAGGCCCAAGAAACCAUAGGGACACUUCAGGCCAGUCUGCAAGAUUCAAGUGCGGUAUCGGAAUCAUUGAGAGGUGAGAUUGCCAGCCUCAGCAAAGCAUUAGACAUGGCACAGGUUUCACAUCAGGAGGAGGUGUUGCUGUUGAAACAUGCCUUGGAUUUGAAAGAGCAUCAAGUGGCUGACAGUGCCACCAAACUGGCAUCUCUAGAAGCAGAGCUGUCAAUAAAACUGGUAGUGCCAGAAGGUAUGCAGCUUGAGGUGUCCGCACUGAAAGAGGCCCACAAGGCAUUGGGACAGGCCAAGGCUGGUCUUGAAGCUAUGCAGGUGAAGGUCUUUGCUCUCAAACAGGCUCAUGAAGCAUUGGGACAGGCCAAGAGUAGUCUUGAAGAGGAGAUGGCACAACUGAGAUGUAUUGUUGGUGAGAAGGACAACAAGCUCUUUGAAAGUAAAAAUAUGAUGCGUGAAAUGAUGCAAUCGAAGCUAGCAAUGGAAGCCAGCUUGACUGAAUCAAAUGCAGCAGCAGAAGCGGUGAAGCUUGAACUUGUUUCGCUGAAGGAAUCGGAGCAGGCAGUGGAACAGUCCCAGAUAGGCUUUGUGGAGGAACUGGGACGGCUGAAGAAUUCUUUGCAAGAAAAAGAGAAACAAUUGACCACAAGCAAUGAUAAAGUGGCCUCUCUGGAAAUUGAGCUGUCAGACGCUCAUAACAAGACUCAAGAGGUCAUUCAAUCUAUUGGGGCACUUGAUGCCAGCCUUAAUGACUCCAAUUCUGCAAUGGAAACCUUGCAACUGGAAGUCUCCACCCUGAAGGAAUCCCAAGUUUCAUUGGAAGAGGCCAAAAGAAGUCUUGAGGAGGAACUGGCUCUCUUGAAGAACUUUCUAGAUGAAAAAGAGAAGCAGUUGGGUGAUAGAGAGGUCAAGAUAGGCUCUCUUGAAGCUGAGCUGUCCAAUGCACACGAAAAGACCCAGGAAGCCCUCAAUUCCAAGAGUGUUUUGGAAGCCACUUUGAGUGAAUCAGGAUCUUCUGCUGAAGCUGUACAAGUGGAGCUAGCUAGCCUGAGAGAAGCCAAUCAACUAUUGGGGGAUCAGCUAUUAGAGUCAAAGAAUGUUGUUAGCAAAACCAAAGAAGCCAACAGUGCCCUGGAGGAGCAAGCAUCCAUGCUAAAGAGCACUUUGGAAAGCAUGUCUGCACAGCUGGAUGAUGCCAGUGCCAAGGUGGUUGCCCUUGAGGCUGAGUUAUCCAUGUCAAAGGAAGAUGUGAGUGCAACUUCAGAGGUGCAAAAAGCAUUGCGAGCAAGCAUGCUCGAAUCAGAAUCAGUUGCCAGAACUCUACAGCUUGAGCUUUCCAGCCUCAAGGAAGUCAAGGAAGCAACAGAUGAAGCCAAGGCAGAGUUCGAAGAAGAACUCUCAUCAAUGAAACUGGUUCUAGAGAAAAAGGAUGGGCAGCUUGCUGACAGUGGCACUAGAAUAUGUGAGCUUGAAAGAAAACUGUCUGAAGCCUUGACAGAAGCCAAAGCUAGCUCAGAGGCAAAGAAAGACCUGGACGCUAAGUUGACUGAAGCUGCAAAGUCAGCGCAGUUGUGGCAAGCAGAAAUCUUCCAACUGAAGAACGAUUACGCAGCAGGCCAAGAGCAGCUAGCAGGAAUUGUUACCAAGGUUGCAUCACUUGAGGAGGCUCUGUCAGAAAGCAAGAAUGCUGCAGAGCAAGACAAGCAAAGGCUUCAACAAAGUUUGGAGAACUCAGGAAGAGCAACUGAAUCACUGCAAGUGGAGCUGACCAACCUCAAGGCUGCCAAUCAAGCUGCACAGGACGCCAAUAUUGUUUUGGAGCAGACUGUAGCUCAGCUUAAGGUGUACCUUGAUGUGAAGGAGCAAGAGUUUGGAAGUGCCAAUGUCAAGCUUUCGACUCUUGAGAAUGAGCUGAGGAGCUGUCAGAAGAGCCGGGAUGAAGCCCUUGAUGCGAAAAAGGAGCUGGAGGGUGAAAUAACCCAGCUCAACGAAAUCAACGAGGAUCUGAAGCGAGACAAGAAAAUUCUUGAUGAAGAACUAGCAGCAUUGAAGGCUUCCCUUGACAGCAUGGACAUGGAGUUGGAUGGGGCCAACGCGAAGUUUUCUGGUUUGGUGGAAGAACUGUGCAAUGCACAAGAAGCCCUGCAAGAGGCCUUGAAUGGGAAAAGCAGCCUUGAAGAGAAUCUCAAGGAAUCAUCAGCUAGGACUGAGGACCUUCAGAAUGAAUUGUCUGUGCUCCAGAAAGCAAAUCAUUCACUCGAAGAUGAAAAGGAUGGUCUCGCACGGGAUGUGUCCAUGACGAAACGAUUGAUCAAUGAAUUUGAGACAAACAUGAUCGAAGCAAACGCCAACGUGUCUAGUCUCGAGGACAGAUUGAAGCAGGCCCAAGUAGAAUCUUUUCAAGUCAAAGAGAAGUUAGAAGCGAUCCUUGAAGGUUCGCGCUCUGAAACAGGCCAGCUGCAAUCAGAGCUUGCUGCCUUGAAAAAGGAUUACGAAUUGCUGUCGGAGAAGAACAAGUCUUUAGAUCACGAGGUGGAGGGGCUGCGAUUUUCUCUCAAAGGCAAGCACGAGGAGCUUGCCAAAACAGAAGAAAAGAUCGCUGCACUUGAACAAGCAAGAUCUGAUGCAGUUUCAUCUAGAGAUAUUUUCGAGACAAACCUUAGAGACACUGGUUCGAAGAAGGAGUCGCUUCAGCGUCGUGUCUCCGUGUUGGAAGAUACGAAUGCUGAAUUAGAACGACUGCGAACCGAUUUCGAGCGUGGGCUGAAGGAGUCCAAUGGUAGGAACUCUAUCCUGGAAGACCAAAAUGCUGAGUUGGAACAUCUGAAGACUGAGUUCGAGAAAAAAUACAAAGAAUCCGAAGGGCGUCUUUCGGUGCUCCUAACAACAAAAGAUGAGCUGGAGCAGAUUCGACGUAGUUUGGAGAAAGAGGUUCAAGAGUCGGAAGCUCGCAAUGAUGACUUGAAAACCGCCGUUCAAGAGCUGGAGCAUGUGCAAUCAGGGUUGCAGCAAGCAUUGAAAGAGGAAGGGCGGAAAUCUGUGGAUCUGCAGACAGCCAGCACGGAGACACUUCGAGCGCUGGAGACGGAGCUUGGGAUGGCUCAGGAGAAGCUUGGAGAUGUUUUGAAAGCGAAGGAAGAGCUUUCAAAUCAGUUGCAACAGCGGGAAUCUGAAAUUCAGAAUCUGAAGGAAGAGAAACGUUUCUUGUUGGGAGAGAAGACCGCAGCCACGAGCAAGACUGCACAAGUAUACGCUGCUGUCGAAGCGACAACAAGACAGCUAAAGGAAUCAACUGCAACAAUUCACUCUCUCGAGGACAAUCUGCAACAGGCGAUCAAUUCCCGGCAUGCAGCACUCGAGAGUAGAAAUUCGAUCCAAGCGUCCUUGGAAGAAAAGGAGUCAACGCUUGCAGCACUGAAGCAAACGAAUCGAGAUCUGGUCGAUGAGAAAGGGACGCUACAAGAAGAAGCUGCACAGAGAACUCGUGCCUUGAGGGAGCUUGAAGAGAACCUUGUGCUCGCGAAAAAAGAGGCUGCAGAAAUGAAGGACAGCCUCUCGAACGACAAUGAAAUCCUUCGGAUUUCUCUUGCAGAAGCAAAGCAGUUGUUGAAAGAUGCAAAUGAAAAGAUAGCUGCAACACAAGGCGAUGCCGAACAGAAAACUCACAGCUUGAGGGGGCUGGAAGAGAACCUUGCGCUUGCGAAAAAAGAGGCUGCAGAGAUGAAGGAUAACCUCUCGAAUGAGAAUGCAAUCAUACGGACUGCUCUUAUUGAAUCAAAGCAGAUGUUAAAAGAUGCCGAUGAAAAGAUAUCGAACCUCUUAAAGGAGCUGGAAUCUACGAGGGAAUCCUUAAGCUAUGCAGAAGCGGAGAGCUCCAAAAGCCGAAAAAGCAUUCAGAAGCUCGAGUCUGCUGUCAAAGAAGCAAAGGAACAAAACAAGGAUUUGAAGGGAAAGAUUUCGAGGGCGGCGCCACUGAUAAAGGAGGCGCACGACAAAAUUGGUCUCCUUGAAAAAGAAAAGAGCUCUGCGUUGGCGGCUUUGGAUACUUCCAAGGCUACUGUGGAGAGGCGUAGUAUUCGAGUCAGGCAACUAGAAGCAGACCUAAGGGCGGCGCGCGAUGAAAAAGAAGUCAUCGUAAGCCAGAGCAUUGGCAGAGAAAGCCAGAAAGCAAACGAGCUGAAGGUGGUACUCUUGCAGCGGGAUGAGUUGGAAGUCGUGGCCAAGAAGCAGAAGGACGACCUUGGGGCAUCACGUGCAAGAGCUGACAGCCUUCGAAAGUCUGUCGUCAUGCUCGAAGCGAACUCUGCGCAAGUUAUACAAGAAAAUGAGGCCCUGUUGGAGAAAGUGGAGGAUUUCGAAUCUGUUAUCAGGACGAAGGAAGCUCAACUGUUGGAUGCCAUGGAGAGAAUGAGCUCUAUCCAGUCGAAGAAAGUUCGCUUAUCAUCUGAUUUGGAAACUUUGGAAAAGAGAUACAAGGAGGCCCUCCUGGAAAGGGACAAUUUGCGGCAAGUUCUUAACGAUUCCAAUGGGACAAUCGAGAGCCUCACAGAGGAAUUACAGAAGGCCCAGAAGGGAUCCAAACAAAUGGGAAUGCUAGUCGAAAGAAUCAAAGAGUUGGAAGCUGCGGCAGCUGAGAACGGCGUAGUGUUGAAGAGUGCGAACAAGAGACUGCUAGCAGCCGAAGAAAAGAAUCGGGCGUUGAUGCACAACAUGGAUGCACGGAAUAAGGAACUGAAACUUGCUGUGGCUGAGACAGAGACGUUGAAGACUUCCUUGGAGCAAGCUGACGUUGACCGCCAACGGGAAACCGAAAGGCGAGAAACGCUCAAAGCGGAGAGGGCUGCCCUUGUGAGACAGAUAUCGACUUUAGAGAAGAACCUCGGGAAUGGGGCCCAGGAGCGAGGUGUCGCCGAAAUGGAUGAUACGCCUUACGACGAGAGUUCGGAGAGAGAGUUGCUCGCACACGUGUAUGCACGGCUGAACAUGACUUCGCCUGACGGAACAGUCCGCUCCAGUUACAAAAACGCUGACAGCAGCAGCAACAACAACAAUAACAACACCUCCAGAGAGAUUCGCCAGGCGUCCAACCAAAGCGAAUCCGAUGACAAAGACGCGUUGCUGGAAGAAAAUGAGGCAUUACAAGACGCUGUGUUUGAUCUUGAGAGGCAGCUGAGCGAGUUAGAGGACCAGCUCGACUUGUUGAACCGCCGUUUCCCGUCCGUCCAUGGUCGCAAAGACGACAGUGUUGGUGAAGAAAAGAACGAGAAACGGCUGCUGAUGAAGCUUGCCAAGUUUGCCAGCGCAGCAGAGGCGGACAAAUCAACCUUGAAGGAGACCGGCGAACGCCUAGAGGCCCUUGCGUUGGAGAAGGUAGCUCUGGAGCGGAACCUAGCGAGUGCUGCCGAAUCACUCCAAAUCGCCCUCUCAAGAGAAAGCGCGCUGGAGCUGACGCUGGACGAGGCUAACGAGAAGAUUGCCGCCCUCACGAGUAGCCAGGAUCCAGAAGAAGGGCCUGACUUUGAGCUCGAGCAAAAGGUUCUGGGGGCCCGUAUUGCCGAACUCAGGUCGGACCUCGAGAGAACGCGUCAUGAGCCAGAGGAUGCACUCGCCAGUGAAGACUCCUUAGCAAUGGAACUGCAAACCGCCACGCAACGUCUACAUGAGCUGGAUGUUUUGAUCCAGCAAGAGAGGGGCACUCAUGUCGUGGGAUCGCCGGUAGUGGUGGAGCAACAGUUCCGCGAACAAAUUCAAGAACUAGAGAGGAUCGUGCACGAAAAAGAGCAGCGAAUCCGUGACUUGAACAGGUCGUUGGACGCGGCCGUGUCCGAAAAUUACACCUUGGAAGCCACUGCGGAUGAGUUGCAACAAUCCUUGCGUAGCAUGACACAUCAUCAACCCGAACCAAGCCCCUACCCAACGGGCCUCGGCGUCGGGAACAAUCGUGAGAGUAAUUCUACGGCGGCAAUGAAAUCUCGCAUUGAAGAGUUGGAGGAUUCGUUGCAGGAGAGCAAACGGGAAAUGUCUGGUAUUCAGAAGAGACUCGACACGGUGUUGUCAGAGAAGUUUUCAAUGGAACGACAAGUCGACCUUUUGAUGGAAGAGCAGAAGAAGUCGAUCGAGGCAACAAGUAGUCUGGAAGCAUCGUUGCGAACAUCGGGACCUCACAGCAUCACGAAUGUAUACAGCAACAUUUGUGGCGAUUUGGAGGUUGUUCUACAACAAAGCGAAUCGGAAAGCGACGACGACUCUAGCAAGGACAGCGCCAACUUAGCGGUAGGAGCUCUGUUGAGCCGUCUUGCAUCGUUAGCCAGCGCCAUUUCCACCGUGCAAACCUCUGACAAGGAGCUUUUGACGGAAACCCAGAAAGAACUCGAUGCGUUGAAGCAAGAAAGGGAGCACUAUCGAACGAGUAUGGAGCAAAGUGCGGUUGUAUCGGUGAAUCUCAUGGAAGACGCCGGUGAGAAGCUUCUCGGAAUGGAGACCAAGUUGAAACAAGCCGAAGAGGAACGGGAUGAAAUAUACGAACGAGCCACGACGUUGCAAGAGGUUGUGAUGCAGCUCGAAGAAGACAAGGAAAAUGAAAUCCAUCUUUUGAAUAUCAUUAUGGACCAGCUGCAGGGGUUGGAUAUUGAAAUGGAUGCACCAGAAGAUCUGAGUGAACGAGCGGGAAUACGGCCACCGUCUCGGAACACAAACCCAAUUUUUUACUAG